GCGCAGCUCGCGCCUGCGGAACUGCGGAUCCCGGGUCUGACAGGGUUUGGGGCUGUUUCCAUUGAAUGACCGGGAAGGCUGUCGGUGCAUAGCGUUCCUGCAAAACUGCUGAACGGAAAAGGACCUUCGGGAAAUUUCUCUGGACACCGCUGAAAUUAACAAACCUAGUGGCCCUGGGCCUUUCCAGUUUUUCCCGGCAAGUGGAUUUCGAGGCAACAUGUCUGCUUCAAUGAAAGAAUGCCUGCAGCUUCAGCUGCUGGAGAUGGAAAUGCUGUUUUCUAUGUUUCCUAACCAAGGAGAAGUAAAACUUGAAGAUGUAAAUGUCCUGACGAAUAUAAAGCGAUAUUUGGAAGGCACUAGGGAGGCGCUGCCGCCAAAAAUCGAAUUUGUGAUUACCCUCCAGAUUGAGGAGCCCAAGGUGAAAAUUGAUUUGCAAGUAACCAUGCCUCACGGCUACCCCUAUGCAGCGUUGCAGCUAUUUGGACGGUCGUCUGAGCUUGACCGACAACAGCAACUCCUGCUCAACAAGGGUCUCACUUCCCAUAUAGGGACUUUUGAUCCAGGUGAGCUCUGUGUAUGUGCAGCAAUCCAGUGGUUGCAGGACAAUAGUGCCUCCUAUUUUCUGAACAGAAAGCUUGUUUUUGAACCAUCUACACAAGCAAAGCCAGUCAAGAACACAUUCCUCCGAAUGUGGAUCUACAGUCACCAUAUAUAUCAGCAGGACCUAAGAAAAAAGAUUUUGGAUGUUGGGAAAAGGUUGGAUGUGACUGGAUUUUGCAUGACAGGAAAGCCGGGUAUAAUCUGUGUGGAGGGCUUCAAAGAGCACUGUGAGGAGUUCUGGCACACAAUUAGGUACCCCAACUGGAAACACAUUUCCUGUAAGCAUGCUGAAAGUGUCGAAACCGAAGGAAACGGAGAGGAUCUGCGCCUUUUCCAUUCUUUUGAAGAAUUGCUCCUUGAGGCCCAUGGCGACUAUGGAUUAAGGAACGACUAUCACAUGAACCUGGGCCAGUUCUUAGAAUUUCUCAAAAAACAUAAAAGUGAGCAUGUGUUCCAGAUAUUAUUUGGUAUUGAAAGUAAAAGCGCAGACGCCUAGGAAGCUAGUAAGAGGCCUGUGCUUAUAAUUUCUCUAAGUCGGUAUUUCUGUGAACAAGACCAAAAUAAAAGGGCCAGUGGCUGUUUGGCAUCCUCUGUGAGACCCCUAGCCCCACAAUUUUUAUCUGGUAAUGAAACACAAAGGACUUUUAACUUUAUAACAGUGCAAUUGUAAUGUUAUCUCUAUGUUCUUGUGUUAAAUGAAAACUAUUUAAUUGUAAACUAAUAAAAACAGCCAAUUUAACCAGCAAAACUGACUUGAUUAAAGAGGCGUCCAAAGCCCGUAAUUAAUAUCGAUAGUCAAACUGCACCUCUGAACUCAUACAUAAUAUUCCUCUCUCGUGCAGUCAGCACAUGAUGAUGCAGCACAUUUUCUUUCUUUCAUUAUUGGGGAAUGGAUUCUAAGUCAAGUUUAAAGUGAGAAGAGCACAUCUUGACUACAUUCCUUGCUUCAAGUUAAACCCUCUGUUUAUAGUUUUUUUUUGUUUUUUUUGU
Neogale vison (American mink) is the source of this 1590-nucleotide messenger RNA. RefSeq names its product RWD domain containing 2A (gene RWDD2A). The record is from RefSeq and is a predicted model, not a curated record. Gene Ontology annotation, molecular function: protein binding. NCBI's taxonomy places the organism in Eukaryota, Metazoa, Chordata, Mammalia, Carnivora, Mustelidae. Bases 218 to 1096 code for a protein of 292 amino acids. The transcript has 3 exons.